GUGCGAUGUAUUUAUAGCCAUUAGUCUAGGUAUUACAAAGUACACGAAGUUUGGAUGGCUUUGAUAGGCUGGUAUGGGUGAUCUUUGCAUGUUAUGGAACGUUUUCAUGCGACUAUGGGAAUAGCCAGUCUUACCAACAUUGUUUUAUGAAGUAUAACAUAUUCUAAGCCCCCUAUGUACUACUGUGAUUGAAUAUUCGUGUAGUAUUUAUAAAGUCUAGAUUUACAAACUGAACUGACGAAUAGGUGACUACAUCUUUCCUUUUUCCCACAAUAGCCAGGCAAGAAGAGCCUCCCAGGUACGUCCAGUAUGUCACGAUUGAUUGAUCAACUCCCGGCACCUAAGGAGGUGAAGGAGAAGAAGGUCAUUGUCCUCAGUCGCAGCCGUGUUGGGACCUUCUCACUUUACCAAGCCUUGAAGAUGCUUGGCUACAAGAGUUAUCAUCAGGCCGAGGCGGUGGAGAGAGGCAUCCCUCACAUGUCAUUGUUUGAGGAGGCGUUGAGAUGCAAGUAUCUAGAUGGGGGCAAGCCAUAUGACAAGGCCGAUUUCGACAAGUGGCUCGCCGAUUAUGAUGCGCUGGUAGAGAUACCCCAGUAUUUUGUUGAGGAAUUCAUCGAGUUCUAUCCCAAUGCGCUAUUCAUUCUCACGGAACGUAAUCUUGAGUCUUGGACCAAGUCGGUGAAAAACACAGCGGUGCCUAUGUUCAUAUCGCUGAGAAGCUUCCCCUUCACGGCGAUUCGCAGAAUGGACUCUUUCGUUGACAUUUUCUGUUCGCUGCAUGUGACCCUCGAGAAGGUAUACUUUCAUAACAAGACGUGUCAAAGCGAGGAGGGCAUCAAAUUGUCAGAACGCGAUACGGUGGAACAGGCCAAAAGAGCGAAGGCAUUGGUACCUCCCGAUCGGCUGCUGGUAGCGAAAUUAGAAGACGGGUUCGGAUGGGAACAGCUCUGCCCGUUCCUCGGCCACCCGAUCCCGGAGGCACGCUACCCGAGGGGGAAUGCACCGCAGGAAUUCCAGAAAAUGGCUGAUGAUCUUCUGGUGCCGCGGGUUCGCAAGGCUGGCCUAACGGCACUCUCUGCGGUCCUGAUUCCCGCGCUGAGCAUUGGAGCUUGGUAUUAUUUGAAAGUGGUGAGACGACACUGAUUUCGACCUGAUGGCUCCUACUAUUUCGCAUUUACUCCAUUUCCAUCUGGAUGGAUUAGCUCCCUUUAAAGCCCGAUGUGGGCAAAGAACGAAGAAUGUAGCCAGGGGCAGUAAGAACAUAGUGCCAUAGCAUAACGUCCUCAAAAUAAGAUUCUGGUGCAUGCGCGCCUUGUAUUCACAGAUAUCGAUGUAUGCAGUAUUGGGAGCCUCUAGGUUUAGGUACCUACAGUACAUAUGUACCUAGGUAGGUACUCAGUACUAGUAGC
Xylaria bambusicola is the source of this 1409-nucleotide messenger RNA. RefSeq lists its product as uncharacterized. Bases 310 to 1143 code for a protein of 277 amino acids. Lineage: Eukaryota; Fungi; Ascomycota; Sordariomycetes; Xylariales; Xylariaceae. The transcript is spliced from 4 exons. The record is from RefSeq and is a predicted model, not a curated record.